GACAAAUCGUGUAACGGCUUACCUCAUGACAGAUGUUGAUGCAAGGCCUCCCGUGUCCAUGCUUGCGGCUUGCCGUGCGAUAAAGUAUGAGUAUGCAAUUGUUUAGCUAGCGAUAUCCGCCAGACAUCCUACCGAUAGCCCCACUAUGGCUGGCAAGGGCCCAGAGGUUUUAUCCAUCACAUCUAUUCAUUGCAAAAAUCACAACCUGUCGCAAAAACCCCUUCACAAAACGCUGUAUGUGGAUCUUAGGACAUGUUCAGUUCCACGCUUGAUGCCGUGGUGACGAUACUGGCACUCCUUCCCCACGGGGCAGCGUCUGCGGUAAUCGCCAAUAAAGAAUCACACGUUCCCAACCCCGUCCGGGCGGAGGAAAUUCCCAAUCUACAGCGUCGCGUAACAAAUUCGACUCCGCCAGACCCAAUUGUAGCCAGCGUAUCUCAAUAUUGGGAAGGAAAUGAUGGUACUUGGUCGACGUUUGCAAUACAGGUCGGCAAGCAACCACAGAACAUAAGAGUGCUGCCUUCUACUGCCUCAUCGUCGUCUUGGGUCGUGUACGACCAAGGCUGUCCUGCUGAUGCACCAAGCAAUUGUAUAGACAGUCGAGGUGGAAUCUUCAAUCCAAACAAAUCGCUCACAUGGGUCCCAAACUCCAUCUUUGGGCUGGGAGUUGAGACCUACUCGGAUCUGGAGGUUUUUGGAGACUUUGGCUUCGAUACUAUGACACUAGGCUGGCAGGGUUCUGGUGGACCAACUGUCGAACAUUCAAUCAUUGCAGGAAUAGGUGACACCUCUUUCUCAUGGCUCGGGACACUCGGUUUGAAUCCGCGUCCCACGAAUUUCUCAACGAUGCCGAACAAUCCUCAGGUUAGCUUCGUACAAUCGUUAAAGAACCAAAAUAGCAUCCCCAGUGUAUCAUGGGCGUACACUGCUGGGGCAUCAUAUCGACUAAAUAAGGUUUACGGCUCGCUCGUAUUAGGUGGAUACGAUGCCUCGCGCUUCCGGGUGCCACCCAGCACCUCUUCCGAUCUCUCGUUCGACCUUUACACGGACGUAUCGAGAGAUCUACUGGUUGGUAUAUCGUCCAUCACAACCAGUAAUACUGUUUCAUCGACUUCUGAGCAGCAACUGCUCCAGGACGGGAUAUAUGCGUUCAUCGACUCCACACUCCCUCAUCUUCGGCUUCCUGUGGCCAUAUGCAAGGCCUUCGAGGCUGCAUUCGGUCUCGUUUGGAAUUCUACUUCGGAACUCUACAUACUGAAUUCCACACAGCAUGACAAGCUGCUAAACCUAAACCCUUCUGUCAGUUUCACACUGUCUCCCACCCUUCCGGCUGCCUCUCUCAAUGAAUCUGUUACGAUAACUCUACCAUAUGCUGCGUUCGACCUCAACACGUCCUGGCCUCAUGCAGCGUCAUCUUCCUACUAUUUCCCACUGAAGCAGGCCGCAAAUAACGACCAAAUCGUUUUAGGCCGAGCAUUUUUGCAGGAAGCAUAUCUGAUUGCCGAUUAUGAACGCCAGAAUUUCUCAAUUUGGCCAUGUACCUGGGAAGAGAAUACGAUCAAGGCUGAAAUCAUCGCGAUUGAUUCGCUUGAUGCUGUCAAGGAUCCUGCGCCAACACCGAUCAAGACAAAUACGAGCCUCAAACCAGGAGUCAUUGCAGGAAUAGCUGUGGGUGCAGCGGCUUUAGUAAUAGGCUCGCUACUUGCUGCAUUCAUCUGGUGGCGAAGAAGACAACGGCCUCCCGUUGUUGAAGUCAAAACUGGACCUUUUACAGAUGACUCUGCAGCGUCUUCUCCUAUCUCUCCGACUUCAUUCGAUAAGGUUUUCGACGACGCCCAAGAGCUGGGUUCGGAACCUCGACACGAAAUGGCUGGCCACCACAAAUACGGCCCAUUCGAAGCGCCGCAUCGUCCCAAAUUCGAGAUGGAGGGUGCAGGUAUGCCCCAGGAAGUAGGAGGGGAAGCGAGGAGUGUGCAUGAGCUACCUGGAAAUACACAUUUCCUGCCUCGAAUACGAAUCCAGGCACCCCCUACGGAGGUUUCAAUGGCGUCUAAUGCCAGGUCCAUGUCACCGGUGCCGGCACUCGGAGGAAAUAAAGACAGGAAAAGCAGUAUAUGCAUUGAGCAGCAUGAGCUAUGAGUAUGAUUUUUAAUGAGCG
Molecule: messenger RNA, 2158 nt
Organism: Aaosphaeria arxii CBS 175.79
Lineage: Eukaryota; Fungi; Ascomycota; Dothideomycetes; Pleosporales
Product: acid protease
Exons: 3
Coding region: 253-2139 (628 amino acids)
Biological process (GO): proteolysis
Cellular component (GO): fungal-type vacuole
Molecular function (GO): aspartic-type endopeptidase activity
Source: RefSeq, a predicted model, not a curated record